Molecule: messenger RNA, 565 nt
Organism: Onthophagus taurus
Lineage: Eukaryota; Metazoa; Arthropoda; Insecta; Coleoptera; Scarabaeidae
Source: RefSeq, a predicted model, not a curated record
GCGAUCACUUAAAUUAUAUCUCUUUGGGUUUCAUUUUGUAGUCAUUUCUACGAUUUCACCAAAUAUUUUUUAAUUAUUUACUUUAUCCUCGAUUUAAAUUGAGUUUAUAGAUCGCAAAAAGAAUGGGUGAAUGUAAUCGUGAUGUUAUCAACAAUAAUCCUUUUGAUUUAGUUUAUCCAAGCUAUAACGAGUAUGAUAAAUGUUUAUCGAAGAUAGUCCGAGCAAAGAAAUCCCCGGAAUGCACCGGAUUUAUCUUUCAUUACAAAAAGGAGCUGGAUAAAUUCCCGUUUAAAGAUUUCGUUUGCAUUUUAAACGAUUGCUCGAAUUUCUCGCAUCGUCCCAGCCUCGAUAAGUUCUUUGCAAAGAAAGAAACGAUUCCGAGUUUAUUGCAAUUAUCUCGAGAUGCCGUUCGGAGGAUUAUGUUUCAUAAACAAAUUAAAGAGGAUGGUUUUAAAAGCAGCGAUGGGAUACAUAAAUUAAGUCUUACACAAGAUCUUAAAGAUAUUUUAGUUUUAAAACGUGGCAUUUAUUAGAAUGAUUUUAUUAAUUUUAUAUCUUAUUAACC